AUGGACAAACUCCAUGUUUCUCUGGGCUUGCUUAGGGACUCCUUGGCUGCCAACCAGAAGGUGUAUUUAUCAGCCUUCCACUCCUAUCUGCAAUCUGAGUUUAGUGAUGAAAACAUCGAGUUCUGGCUCGCAUGUCAAAAUUUCAGGGCAACUGCCUCACAAGAUAACCUCCAGUGGAAAGCCAAGGAUAUCUACAAGGAGUUCAUUCAGCCCACAGCUUGUAAAGAGAUCAAUGUAGACCAUCACAUUCGAGAGGAGAUCACAAAAUCCUUGGAUAAACCAAGUCUAACAUGCUUUGACGAAGCACAGAAACAUGUUUACCUGCUAAUGGAAAGAGACUCUUGUCCAAGAUUCCUGCAGUCUGAAGCUUUUCUAAAACUCAAGCAGAAAUCCAAGACAUUGUAA
Nerophis lumbriciformis (worm pipefish) is the source of this 405-nucleotide messenger RNA. NCBI's taxonomy places the organism in Eukaryota, Metazoa, Chordata, Actinopteri, Syngnathiformes, Syngnathidae. The record is from RefSeq and is a predicted model, not a curated record.